Messenger RNA from Syzygium oleosum, 1632 nucleotides. RefSeq names its product aspartyl protease family protein At5g10770-like. Gene Ontology annotation, biological process: proteolysis. The record is from RefSeq and is a predicted model, not a curated record. Lineage: Eukaryota; Viridiplantae; Streptophyta; Magnoliopsida; Myrtales; Myrtaceae. The transcript is spliced from 5 exons. Bases 181 to 1632 code for a protein of 483 amino acids. Gene Ontology annotation, molecular function: aspartic-type endopeptidase activity.
AUUAGUUAGAAGAAGAGAAUGAGAAUGUGUCUAUGAAUUGCUAUUUUAGUACGGGUGUCACGUAGAGGAAGGGUAUACUUUACAGGAUAGUUGGGUAUCGAAAAGGUUAUAAAAGGAUGUGCAAGUAAAGCCUUUUUGUGAGCUGUGAUAAAGAGCCCAAGUUGUGGGAGAAAAUAGAAGAUGAGAAAGAUGGCUUCUUCUCUUUUGUCCGAGUUGAUGAGGAUUUUGCUGUGUGCUUUUGUGUUGAGUGUUCAUGGCUCUUUUGAAAAGCAGGUUCAUGUCCAUGGAGCUCAGAUUACGGUCCCUCUCAGCUCUCUUUCUCCUUCUGUCAAUUGCACAGCUUCAACUACCAAUGGGAACUCAAGCCUUAAACUAGUUCACAAGUAUGGAGCAUGCUCUCAGCUGUUCGAUGGUCGCCCCAUCAACCACACGCAGGUUCUUCUCGAAGACAUGGCAAGGGUGAAAUGGAUCCAAUCCAAGGUCUCCAACAGCGUCAGUGGCACCAGUGAUUCGAAGGAGUCCACCGUCAACCUCCCAGCGAGUUACGGCCCCAGCGGCUACAGCUAUGUUGUGACUAUAGGCCUUGGCACGCCGACGAAGGACCUGACCCUCCUGUUCGAUACGGGAAGUGCGCUUACUUGGACCCAAUGUGAGCCUUGCAUCGUGUCUUGCUAUAGCCAGGCCCAGCCAAUCUUCGACCCCUCUCAAUCAUCGUCCUAUGCCAGCAUAUCUUGCAACGCGUCAUCUUGCACUCAGCUUUCUUCUACCACAGGUGGUCAACCUAACUGUAGCGGAUCCACAUGCUUCUACGGGGCGACAUACGGUGACAAGUCCUUCUCGGAUGGGUUAUUUGCUACGGAAACGCUGACCCUAACCCCGACAGAUGUUAUUACCAACUUCAAAUUCGGUUGUGGUGAGAACAACCAAGGGACAUUCAAUAGGUUUGCUGGACUCCUCGGGCUUGCCCGAGACCCAAUAUCGAUCGUAGAACAAAGUGCGACCCAGUAUGGCCAAUACUUCGGCAAAAGUACACCACAAGUGGUCUGUCUACGAAUGGGUCGCCUCGAUAUCCAUUUCGUGUCUUCUCCGAAGCUAGAGCUUAAGAAGUUAUGGGGCCAGUUGAAGCUAGAUGGUCAGCAGUACAUUCUCAAACGCAUUGGAUUCAUGCUGCCAACCCUAGACAUAAAUGUUCAGAGCGAGGUCAUGCAGGCACUUGCUCAUUUUUGGUGCCCUGAGACGACCAUAUUUGUGUUGGGAGAUCCCCCUCAUCCUUAUAAUACUCGAUCAGUGACUAAAAGAAGGAUGGCCAAUCAAGCCGAGAUUGCAGCCAUGAUAGACGAAAAGCUAAAAGAACAAGUGAAUACAAUGAAUGAGCAGAUCGCGGCUACCACGUCCAAAUUAAUGAGUGAUCUCAUGACCAAACAGCAACAGAUCAAUGCUGCCUCUCAAUCGGAGAUUCCACCUCCAACCUGUCAAGGCCUCCGCCUUGACAAAACUCCCGCAGUAAACACUGAUCCAACCUUUCAACUGGAUGAUGUCAUUUUGACUGACACUAGUGUAUCUCCGGCAGCCCAUGUUCUUCAUCCACCCCCCAAUGACGAGAAUGCCAAGUUGCUGGCUAAGCUCGACUAG